CCGCCAAUCCGCUUGUGGCCCCGGGUUGCUUGGCGGUGUGAGCAAGCGGGCAACAUGGCGGCGGCGAACAGCGAAGAGAGCGGCUCGCCCGCGGGCCCCGAGGAAGGUCUGAUAGUUAACUGGUCAGGACAAGGGCUACAAAAGCUGGGUCCAAUAUUACCUUGUGAUGCUGAUACUCACACUCUGAUUCUGGAUAAAAACCAAAUAAUUAAAUUGGAGCACUUGGAGAAAUGCAGAAACCUGAUGCAGCUGUCAGUGGCCAAUAAUCGGCUGGUACGAAUGAUGGGUGUAGCAAAACUGACUCAGCUCCGGGUACUAAACCUGCCUCACAAUAGUAUUGGUUAUGUGGAGGGCUUGAAGGAUCUGGUGCACCUGGAAUGGCUAAACCUGGCAGGAAAUAACCUGAAGAUGAUAGAUCAGAUCAACAGCUGCACAUCUCUUCAACAUCUUGAUCUAUCAGACAAUAAUAUAUCUCAAAUAGGAGAUCUCUCCAAGCUUGCAUCUCUAAAGACUCUUUUGCUCCAUGGAAAUAUUAUAACUUCUCUUCGCACAGCCCCUGUUUGCCUACCUCAAAGUCUGACCAUUCUGUCAUUGGCAGAAAAUGAAAUCAGGGACUUAAAUGAGAUUUCUUUCUUGGCUUCUCUUCCUCAAUUGGAGCAGUUGUCAAUUAUGAGCAAUCCUUGUGUGAUGGCUACGCCUUCUAUUCCUGGAUUUGACUAUCGACCCUAUAUUGUCAGUUGGUGUUUGAACCUUAAAGUUCUAGACGGAUAUGUGAUUUCUCAGAAAGAAAGUUUGAAAGCAGAAUGGCUUUAUAGUCAAGGUAAAGGGCGAGCUUAUCGACCUGGCCAGCACGUUCAGUUAGUUCAGUACCUUGCCACUGUUUGUCCUCUUAUUUCUUCAUAUGGUCUCCAGACUGAAGAGGAUGCCAAACUGGAAAAAAUACUGAGUAAGCAGAGGCUCCACCAGAGGCAACUGAUGUACCAAAGCCAAAAUGAAGGACCAGUUACAUCCUCUACUCCCAACAAAGGGGUGUCACUUGUGUGUGAACAAAGCAGUCUUGCCCUGGCACCACAGAUAGUCCUUGAAAGCGAACCUGUUAUCCAAAUGAAUUCUUGGGUUGGGCCAAGCACCAAUGAUGAUCACUCUUAUGCAGCAAAGAAUGCCUUUCCAGUUGAAAGAAGUUGUCGCAAAGAACUGUACCUGGAAGAUGUACAGACUGAUGAAGACAAACUGAACAGCAGUCUUCUCUCCUCUGAGUCUACUUUUAUGCCUGUUGCUUCAGGAUUGUCUCCUGUAUCUCCAACUACAGAACAGAGGCUACAUGGAAUCACUUCAGACAUGGAAGAUGAUGAUGCUACAGUGAUUGAAUUUGUGAAAGGAGUUAAUAAGGAGGGUGCAGAUAACAAACAGGAAAAGAUUUCUUGGGUUACAACAGAGUGUUCCAUCACAGCAACAGAAUCUGUAGAAGCUCAAGAGAAAAAUAAAGAGGCUGAAUUAUUACCUUUCCUUAAUUCAGCAACAGUUGCUGCUGAUCUGACUGCUAGUACUAGCUGCUCUCUAGCCUCCUGUGUAGACCAAGUUCUUGGGAGUUACUCUAUCCCAUCAGUGAAUGAUGAACAAACUCUUCUUUCAGACCAAACUGUAAAGAAAGAUUCUAUUGAUGAAUUGGCUUCUGUGGACCAUGAUGCAGGUGAAUUGCAAAAACUGAACAAAGCAGCCACCAAGCUUCAGGCCUGCUGGAGAGGAUUUUAUGCAAGGAACUACCAUCCCAAAGCCAAGGAAGUGCGUUAUGAAAUUCGCCUAAGCAGAAUGCAAGAGCACAUUGUUUGCUUAACUGAUGAAGUAACAAAACUAAUAAGAGAGAGAGAUGAAGAAAAGAUUCAAAGACUUAUACAGGAGGAGGCUAUCAGCUACCUUUGGAACCAGGUUCAAUCACUUCAACAGUGGCAACUUACAAUGAACCAAAAUCUUAAUACAGUCUGGCAGCAUCCUGUUCCUAUAUCAAGUACUUUGAAUUCAUCCAACCUACCUGUUCAGUCAUCUAGUCUCUUUCAAGAACCUUCUUCUGAUUUUAUUUCUACCUGUUCGGCUUCAGUAGCUGAAACUCUUCUGGAGAAAUUUUUACCAGAGUUCCCAGACUCUGGCUUUCACUCCUCCAUGAUUGAUCAAACCCACAUUAGUGAUUCACAUGGCUCUGAAAAUAGUUUUACACAUGGGAGUGAUAGUUUUCUUGUGGAAAAUUCUAUAGAAACAGUCAAAUAUUGUGGGGAUUCUGUUUCAGAAGGUCCUUCCAAUGCAGAAGAUGCUCUGGUAGACUCUGGGGAUCAGAGUAAGGAGAGCUCUAACAGCGAGCAAGACAGUAGUCUUUUGCAGCAGUAUCUGACAUCUGUUCAGCAGCUAGAAGAGGAUGAUGACAGGACAUGUUGCAGUGAUGGGACAGAAGGAAGUAGGCCCCAGACAGCAGCUUCGGAGGAAAAACAAGAUUCUUUAUAUGACACAGUUUCUGUAGACACUCAAGACUGGGCUUCACUUGCACAAGAUGAAAUGAGUCAGAUGUCAGAAAGCUGUAAAUUGAAUUCAGGCGUAGUGGAAGCGAAACAAACAGAGUGUGACUCUUCAUUUCAGGUGCUGCCUGUUGGCAUACCUGUCUAGUAGUUUAGCUCUGUGGAUAUUUAGGGAACUAUUUAACACCUCUCUCUCCCCCCCAUGUAUAUAGCACUGGCAUUAUUUUUUCUACAUGUAUUUUGUUCUAGAUUCCUCUGCCCAUAUUACCAGGAAGGCUUAACUUUAAAUAGCAUUUUGCUACUCUUAUAGUUAAAUAUUAACACUAACCGUGCUAAACUGAAAUGAGCAACUUCUCAGUGAUGGUCAUUAUGCACUUUAUUUCUUGCCAGCUGAAUUGUAUCUGAGCAGCUGGUUUCCGUAGUGUAAUACAGAAGGUUAUGGGUUUUUUUCCUAUAUGUAAAAUAGCUCAGAUUUAGUAAGACAUCACUUUUCGUUGAUAACAGAAUCUGAGUUCUCACUCUACAAAAAUAGCACGAAUUGGAGAGUUGGGAAGAAUGAAGAUUAUGUGCAUACAUAUCAGUGUCAACUCGCAGAAGAGAUGACAAUAGGGGUUGCUUAAUAAAUUUUUUUCUCCUUAUCUUGGAGUAAGUAUCUUGACCAAGAUUUCAAACAACUAGGGCUUUGGAACUAGGGUUUUUAAAUCAGUGGCAUGAAUUUUUCUUUUUUCUCCUUUAACUAAAGCUUUGCACUUUUUUCAAAACAGGCUGCUUAUGUAGGGGUUUAAACAUGGACUAAGGGGACUUGAACAUUAGCAAUCUACUUUUAUUUGAAAAAAAACAUGUCUUGAGUUUUGUCUCCAGUAUGGUGCAAGCUACUUGUUCUUUCUCAGGUAAAACUCAGCUGGAGUCAGUGAAAGUCUUUUCUAAAAAUAAGGGCUUCAAAAGGACAUACAAGAUGAGAACAGUUUCUGAGGGAUCCCUGCUUCUCUGGUUGAAGUGGGAAGCUUGAUGACUUGUGUAAAGGUAUUGGCCUCUACAAAAAAAA
Molecule: messenger RNA, 3549 nt
Organism: Gavialis gangeticus (Gharial)
Lineage: Eukaryota; Metazoa; Chordata; Crocodylia; Gavialidae
Gene: CEP97
Product: centrosomal protein 97
Exons: 11
Coding region: 55-2652 (865 amino acids)
Molecular function (GO): protein binding
Source: RefSeq, a predicted model, not a curated record